AUGGGACUUUUAUUUAGAAAGCAAUCGCACUCAGACGUAUUUUAUGAUGCUGCGAGAGUAAAAUUAUAUCGAGCGAGUACCGAGAGCGAGAUGACCGUGUACUAUGACGACGACGGUAAAGAUGUGUGGUUGAAAAUAUCGAAUAUUGAUGAGCCAUCGAAUCUGACGAUUGAAAAUUUAUUGUCAAUCUGUUUCAAGAAACUUGUUGCGACACUUGGCCACGACGAAUCAAAGAUCACCUGUUUUGACAUUAUUUUUAAUGAAAACGAAUUGUUCCGAAUCGAUUCGAUCAAGAUCGCAAAUUUUCAGCUCAAUAAUGUUCUCAAACAAGUCAACAUAAAAUUACCCAAGAAAAGAGCAAUCAAGAGGAAGAAGGCUGAAUCGUCUGUCAGUGACAACGAUCCUGUGGGAAGUCUUGAGUCCGACGAUGAAUUUUUAAGAAAACUGAAAAGGGCAAAGACUAAUACUCAUCUCAACAAAUAUCAUACUCUUAAUGCCUUGGGUAUUCUUUUCAAAAAUCGGAACCUGCAGAAUGAUUUUUACAAGCGCUGUUCUGCUUUCCUGAACAAAAGAUCAGUUAAUAUCCAAAUGACUCUCGCAAAUCUUGAAGAAGACAACCCUUGCGAUUUCUUUUGUCACUUCAUUUCAACAAGACCUGGAGGAUUCGACAAACUGAGCACUCUGAUGAUAUCGACUAUGAUGACAACAGUUCUGGCUGAUAUUGUCAUGAAUUGGCCGGAAAAAUUCCUAGAUCCUAACUAUGCAGCAGACAAUACAUAUGAUGUCAUCACUUUGGUCCGCGGGGUUAAGAAACGGGAAAAUGAUCAAUAUCCCAUCCAUGGAUUCAACGUCAAUAAUUAUUUGCCAGUCGUGCUUUGGGGAUAG
Molecule: messenger RNA, 885 nt
Organism: Oikopleura dioica
Lineage: Eukaryota; Metazoa; Chordata; Appendicularia; Copelata; Oikopleuridae
Source: the annotation of a GenBank genome assembly